GUCGGCUUCCGGGAUGUGGUCGGUUCUUUGUCUCUCGCUGUAGCCGGAGGUAAAGGCCUUGUCCUUACUGCUGUGUGCCCUCUGCUCCUAGAGUCCCAGCCUCUGUGGCCCUAUGACCUGCAGGUAUUGGGAGAUCCACAACUAAGUCGCCAGGGCCCCCUGGAAGCCUAGAAAUGGUCUCCUCCCAGGGUGACAGAAGACUGAAAACUUAAAGGAGAUCUGAUGACAAACCCCCUUUUGCCACAGCUGCCAGCAGAGGAUUUCCACCCACUCACAAACACCCACUAGACAUUGAUGUGUCCACACCCCUCUCCGGACAAGGCACCACCCUGAGGAAUUUUACCACAGCAUUUUUGAUCCUAGUGGUUUUUUUGGCCAAAAACCUACAAAAGUAUCUACAAGUCUCCUGGCAUAUCCCUAUUUUCAGACACGGAAUGUGCAGUAGCAUCCUGUUUUCUCCACCAGCCUAGGGUUCUCGACCUAGGUUUCUCCACCAGCCUAGGAUUCAUAAUCUUAUCUGGCUGCAUGGACCCAGAAAUGAAUCGCAGUACAGCCCCACCUGGGCCACUAUCUAUAGCACAAACCAGUCCUUCCACCUGCAUUGCACUUUCUCCAAUCGAGGGAUUUUUUUCUUUUAACUUUUAUUUUUGGUUGGUUCAGGGGUACAUGUGCAGGUUUGUUAUACAGCUAAAAUUGUGUCAUGGGAGUUUGGUCUGGAGAUUAUUUUGUCACUGCAGUACUAAUCAUAGCACCAAAAAGGGAGCAUUGACAUUUAGGGAUGUGGCCAUAGAAUUCUCUCUGGAGGAGUGGCAAUGCCUGGACUCUACACAGCAGAAUUUAUAUAGGAAUGUGAUGUUAGAGAACUACAGAAACCUGGUCUUCCUGGGUAUUGCUGCCUUUAAGCCAGACCUGAUCAUUUUUCUGGAGCAAGGAAAAGAGCCCUGGAAUAUGAAGAGACAUGAGAUGGUGGAAGAACCCCCAGUUAUAUGUUCUCAUUUUUCUCAAGAGUUUUGGCCAGAGCAAGACAUAGAAGAUUCUUUCCAAAAAAUGAUAUUGAGAAGAUACGACAAAUGUGGACAUGAGAAUUUACACUUAAAAAUUAGUUGUACCAAUGUAGAUGAGUGUAACGUGCACAAAGAAGGUUAUAAUAAACUUAACCAGAGUUUAACAACUACACAGAGCAAAGUAUUUCAAUGUGGCAAAUAUGCAAACAUCUUUCAUAAAUGUUCAAAUUCAAACAGACAUAAGAUAAGGCAUACUGGAGAGAAAGGUUUGAAAUGUAAAGAAUAUGUCAGAUCAUUUUGCAUGCUUUCACACCUAUCUCAACAUGAAAGAAUUUAUACCAGAGAGAAUUCCUACAAAUGUGAAGAAAAUGGCAAAGCUUUUAACUGGUCCUCAACCCUUACUUAUUAUAAGAGUAUUCAUACUGGAGAGAAACCCUACAAAUGUGAAGAAUGUGGCAAAGCCUUUAGUAAGUUCUCAAUCCUUACUAAACAUAAGGUAAUUCAUACUGGAGAGAAACCCUACAAAUGUGAACAAUGUGGCAAAGCUUUUAAUCGAUCCUCAAUCCUUACUAAACAUAAGAUAAUUCAUACUGGAGAGAAACCCUACAAAUGUGAAGAAUGUGGCAAAGCUUUCAACUCGUCCUCAAAUCUUACAGAACAUAAGAGAGUUCAUACUGGAGAGAAACCCUACAAAUGUGAAGAAUGUGGCAAAGCCUUCAGCUGGUCCUCAAGCCUUACUGAACACAAGAGAAUUCAUGCUGGAGAGAAACCCUAUAAAUGUGAAGAAUGUGGGAAAGCUUUUAAUCGAUCCUCAAUCCUUACUAAACAUAAGAUAAUUCAUACUGGAGAGAAACCCUACAAAUGUGAAGAAUGUGGCAAAGGCUUUAGUAGCGUCUCAACCCUUAAUACACAUAAGGCAAUUCAUGCUGAAGAGAAGCCCUACAAAUGUGAAGAAUGUGGCAAAGCUUCCUACUCGUCCUCAAAGCUCAUGGAACAUAAGAGAGUUCAUACUGGAGAGAAACCCUACAAGUGUGAAGAAUGUGGCAAAGCCUUCAGCUGGUCCUCAAGCCUUACUGAACACAAGAGAAUUCAUGCUGGAGAGAAACCCUACAAAUGUGAAGAAUGCGGGAAAGCUUUUAAUCGAUCCUCAAUCCUUACUAAACAUAAGAUUAUUCAUACUGGAGAGAAACCCUACAAAUGUGAAGGAUGUGGCAAAGUCUUUAGUAAGGUCUCAACCCUUAAUACACAUAAGGCAAUUCAUGCUGAAGAGAAGCCAUACAAAUGUGAAGAAUGUGGCAAAGCUUCCAACUCAUCCUCAAAGCUCAUGGAACAUAAGAGAAUUCAUACUGGAGAGAAACCCUACAAGUGUGAAGAAUGUGGCAAAGCCUUCAGCUGGUCCUCAAGCCUUACUGAACACAAGAGAAUUCAUGCUGGAGAGAAACCCUACAAAUGUGAAGAAUGUGGCAAAGCCUUCACCUGGUCCUCAAGCUUUACUAAACACAAGAGAAUUCAUGCUGCAGAGAAACCUUACAAAUGUGAAGAAUGUGGCAAAGGCUUUAGUACGUUCUCAAUCCUUACUAAACAUAAGAUAAUUCAUACUGGAGAGAAACGCUACAAAUGUGAAGAAUGUGGCAAAGCCUUCAGCUGGUCCUCAAUCCUUACUGAACAUAAGAUAAUUCAUACUGGAGAGAAACCCUACAAAUGUGAAGAAUGUGGCAAAGCCUUCAGCAGAUCCUCAAGCCUUACUAGACACAAGAGAAUUCAUACUGGAGAGAAACCCUACAAAUGUGAAGAAUGUGGCAAAGCUUUUAAGUCAUCCUCAACUGUUAGUUAUCAUAAGAAAAUUCAUACUGGAGAGAAUCCCUAAAAAUGUGAAGAAUGUGGCAAAGCCUUCAGCUGAUUCUCAGUCUUUAGUAAACAAGAAAUUCAUACUGGAGAGAAAAUCUACAAAGGUGAAGAAUGUGGCAAAGCUUUUAAACAGUCCUCAACCUUUAUUACACAUAAGAAAAUUCAUGCUGGAGAGAAACACUACAAACGUGAAGAAUGUGACAAAGGCUUCAACCGGUCCUCAAACCUUGUGGAACAUAAGAGAAUUCAUACUGGAGAGAAACCCUACAAAUGCGAAGAAUGUGAUAAAGACUUCAACUGGUCCUCACACCUUACUACUCAUAAAAGAAUUCAUACUGGAGAAAAGCCCUACAAAUGUGAAAAACGUGGCAAAGCUUUUCAUUAGUUCUCAACCCUUACUGAACAUAAAGGAAUUUAUACAGGAGGGAAACCCUACAAAUGUGAAGAAUGUGGCAAGCCUUUUAGCUAUUCCUCAAUCCUUACUAAACAUUCAGUAAUUCAUACUGGAGGGAAUUCCUACAAUUGUGUGGAAUGUGGCAAAGCCCUUAACCAGUCCUUAAGGCUUACUACAUAUAAGACAACUCAUACUGGAGAGAAACCAUGCAUGUGUGAAGAAUGUGGGAAAGCCUCUAACAGAUCCUCAAUUCUUAAGAAACAAGCUAAUUCAUACAUGAGAGACUCUACAAACCUGAAAGAUGUGACAAUGCUUUUGGCAACACCUCAGACUUUUCUGAAUAUAAAAGAAAUCAUAUGAAUGAGAAAUCCUAGAAAUGUGAAGAAUGUGACAAAGCCUUUAAAUGGCUGUCACACUUGAUUGUAGGUAAGAUAAUAUACUGGAGAAAACUACUAGAAUAAACAAUGUGGCACACAUUUAACCAAUACUCAUGCCUUAUUGCAAAGGAAAGCAUUUAUAUACUAGCCUGGGCAACAGAGAGACUGUCUGGGAAAAAAAAAUUGUGAAUGCCACUAAUAUCUUCUCACAUCUUAUUCAACAUCAGAGAGUUCAUGCUAAAUAAAGUAUUAAAAGUGCAAUUAUUGUCACUAGAUCUUUCAGAAAAUAAAAGCCCUUAAAAUACAGAAGAAUAUUUAUUUUGAGUAAAAACAUUACAAAUAUAAAGAGGGUUGUAGUGCCUUUACUUGUAUCACAGAUUUUAUUGUACACAUUUUGUACUACAGGAAAACCUCAGGUAGUUGUUCCAACUUUGCUCAACAUCAGGGAAUUUAUAUUGAAUGACUGUGCAAAUUUAAUAAAUUUGGAAAAACAUUUUUACAAAAACUACAGAAUUAUAAAACACAAAAGAGUUUAUACUAAAAUAUAUCUUUGCAGAUACAGUAAAUAUAAAAAUAUUUAAUCCAAAAUUGUUUAUGUAAAUAUAGAUAAUUCACAGUAGAAAUACCUAUCUCUCAAACUUCAGACAUUACACUAAAUCAGACUGCUGAGUAUAGGAAAAAAUCCAAAACUAAAGUUGUUAAAAAGAAAAGUUAUUUGUAUAUGACUUUGAAAGAAGUAGACCUUUGAAAAGUUACAUUUACAUUUAAAGUAUACUUUUAUCUUAAAAAUACCGAUUUUUUUUUUUUUUUUUUUUUUUUUUUUUUGCCAGACACAGUGGCUUACACCUGUAAAGCCAAUACUUUGUGAUGCCAAGAUGGGCAGAUCACCUGAGGUCAGGAGUUCAAGACCAGCCUGGCCAACAAGGUGGAACCCCAUAUCUACUAAAAAUAAAUACAAAAAUUAGCCAAGCAUGGUGGUGCACACCUGUAGUCCCAGCUACUUGGGAGGCUGAGGCAUGAGAAUCACUUGAACCUGGGAGCCAGAGGUUUCAUUGAGCUGAGAUUUUGCCACUGCACUGAAGCCCGGGUGAUAAUGAGAUUGUCUCAAAAGAAAAAAAAAAGCUUAUUUGGAAACUGAAUAAUGAUGGAAUUCAACUCUUAAAUUGCUUCAUGCUAUUUCUUCAUUUCUCUUGUAUUCCCAUAUAAAAGCAUGUGAUCAAUUCUUUCUGCAUCAAAGAUUUGGGAGACUUUUUACGUGGUCAUUACGACAUUUCUUAUGGAUGACUAAGGACAUUAAAAUGUAAGAUGCAUGAUGAAAAUCUAAGUAGGAAGGCUAUUUGUGAUUAACUUAUAGAAUUGAGUGAUGUAUGAGGUAGGCAUUCAGAGUUUUGUUUUGUUUUGUUUUGUUUUUUUGAGAGGGAAUCUCACUCUGUUUCCCAGGCUGGAGUGCAGUGGUAUGAUCUCAGCUCACUAUAAGCUCCUCCUCCCAGGUUCAAGAUAUUCUCCUGUCUCAGCCUCCCAAGAAGCUGAGAUGACAGGUGCCCACAACCACAUCCAGCUAAUUUUUGUAUUUUAGUAAAACAAGGUUUUGCCAUGUUGGCCAGGCUGUUCUUGAACUUUUGACCUCAUGUGAUCUGUCUGCCUUGGCCUCCCAAAGUGCUGUGAUAAUAGGUGUGAGCCACUGCUCCUGGCUCUAAGUGAUAUACUAAUGUAGUAUUAUGAGAGAAUAUCAUGCUUAAUUAUAGUUAACAUUAAUUAAAUUAGUAUGUCAUUUUAUUAAUUGUACUUUUAUGUGAUAAAAUUACAUUUUUAAAGUUUUAGAUUAUGUGUUAAUUUUUUAUUUCAACAUUUAUAACAUGUUAAAUACUGUUAUACAUUCAAUAAAGUGUUAUUAUGCCACUAGUUUUAACCUAUCCCACCUUACUUAAGGGUAUAUUUAAAAGAUGAUAACAAUACACUAUUUGGUAACAUAAUAGACUAACAUCUCUAGUAUUCUUUUUCAGUGGCUUUUAAACUGCAAAUAAGUUAAAGAAUAUGGUUCCUGCAGGUUAAAUUUUUUUUACAUUUAAAUUUUUCUUAGUUUUUGUGUGUACAUAAUAUGUGUAUACAUUUAUGCCAUAGAUGGCAUAUUUUGAUACAGUCAUACAAUAUAUAAUAAUCACAUUGUGAUAAAUAAGGUACCUAUAAUCUCUGGCUUUUAUGUUUUGUAUUACAAACCAAUUCAACAGUCUUAGUUAUUCUAAAUUGUACAAUUGUUAUUGACUACAUGGUUAUUUUUAUGGUCAUCAUAAAAAUUGUAAAUAAGUGUAAAUAAAAUCAAUAUAUUUCUGAGUCCUGAAUAAUUUUCAAAAAUUUAUUAUGUAUUUUUUGCACAUGUGGCCUCUGCCUGAAAGCACAUAAUCGAGUUUUAGUUUUGACUUACAUAGAGUUAAAUAUACACAUCUAUUAGUCUAAAGAUAUAACUUAGGUUUAAGGAGUAAGUGUGUUUGUUUGACUGUAAGUUUGUAACUAUUUUCAGGAGAAAAGAGGAAUAUUGUAACCACAAAGCAUUUUAAUAAGAUGUCUAAUUUACUAGGAAACAAAAAUCCUCAAAAAUGCUAAAAGGAAAUGUAGGCUGGGCGCGGUGGCUCACGCCUGUAAUCCCAGCACUUUGGGAGGCCGAGGCGGGCAGAUCACGAGGUCAGGAGAUCGAGACCCCUGACCUCUACUAAACCCCGUCUCUACUAAAAAUACAAAAAUUAAAAAAAUAAAAUAAAAGCAAAUGUAUAUUCUCUGCUUUGUAUUCAAUUUAUACACCUAUCUUAUAGCUUAUCAUUUAGAAUAUUUCCAUGUAAAUUUUGUUUUUACUUGCAUGAUACUCAUGCUAGACCCAUAAUCUUUUUGUUUCUUAUUUUUUUGUUUUAUAGUUUAUGAAGUAUUUAUCUGAGCUGAUUUGUAGUUAAAAGAAUAAUUUUUGUAAAAUUUCAUCAUGCACACAAAAUUAUUUUUGCACACAAAAUUAUUUUUGGAUAUAAUUCCACAAUUUGUGUAUUGUUACAUUUUAUUUAGUUAAAACAUUCCAUUAGCUUCUAUGGGAGAACCCUAUAUAAGCUUACUUUUCUUUAGUUAUUGUUCCCUUAACUUUUUAUAAGUAACAAAAGUAAAUUUUAUUUAUUGAGUCAAUUUGUUUCAGUAAGUACUAGGGAAGCUUCAUAAGUCAUGUGGAUGCUUUUAUAUAUAAAUGUAGCAAACAAACAUGACAGUGCUCAGUGUGUAACAGAUGCUUUAUAAUUAGUCAUAAAUAUUCCUGCUGAAGUUAGUUUAUAACUUCAAGUCAGAGAUGGAAAAUACAAAUUGUGAAGAAAUAACAUUGAUUCUUCAUGUGAGGAGAACAUCUUUUUCCAGGCUGCAAAGCUGAAUCUUGCUGAAUUUAAAGAGAACUGCUUCAUUCAUGUCGUAAUUAUCUAAGUUUUGUCUUUUUAUGUGCACUCAAACCAUAUAUGCAUCACAGUCCUUUUUCUGUGUUAUGGCUACAGUUUUCUCACUGUUGUUUUCAUGCCAUGCGAUUUCACAUGGUAUGUUGUAGGUUUUAAGGAGAACAUCAGUAUUUUUUAAUGCACUGAAACAUUGGUUUUAACUGGAAAGUUUGCUUAUCAGUAUAACUUUAAGAUUGGUUAAUUAACAUAAAAGACAUACACUGUCUACCGAAGAGAGGAUUAAAUCAACAUGGUGUUUCUUUGUAAAAGAAAAAUAUUAGAUUUUUAUACAUAGUGUGGCAAAUACAUAAUUUGCUAGACCAUAUGUAUAUUAUAAAGAUUCAAUUUUUAAGAGAAUAGUAAGCAAUUUUAAAUUUAGUUAUUUAGGAUGUACCUACAACCUACAUUUCCACGCAAAAUUGUCUAUUUUAAAGUGUGAAUGUUAAAGGUUGCAAAACAAUAAAAUAACCUGUAAGUUUGGAAUAAUAUUUAUUUUCCAUAUUGAUACUACAAUUUGGAGAAAUUUAUCGCUCACUUUUUAAAUAAAUUUUUUAGUGGCUGAAGUUUAGUCUACAGUUUAUAUUGUUGGUCACCUAAGUGUAGUGAUCUCCUUGAUCAUUUUCUCUGAAAACUUUUGGAGAUAAUGGCAGCUUUUGGAUUAAAACAUUUCCUGUGAGUUUGCAUGCAAACCACAGCGAUCACACAGUGGCCAGUCAUGGGAGCAUAAGCAACCUGCCCUUUUCCUGUCUUUUGUACUGUUACCAUAAGCACCAGUAACUCCAGGUGCCCCAAGCUUAAAAUAAAAGCCCUAAAGUCAUUGGCUUCUCCCAUGCCCUGUGCUGGGUUCAGAACAUGCUGUUGAACAUCAGCGUUCCUAUGGUUAUGACUGGCAAAACAGCUAAAAAACUAUACGAUAGGAUUCUGCUAAGUUUUAUAAAAGAGACAGUAUUUGGAACAUUGUUAUCCUUCUAUAGUGUCUAAAAAUAUAUUUUUAACUUGACAAAAUGUAUUUAUUUUAUAAAACAACAUUAUGAAGUGUAUAUACAUUGUCAAAUGCUUAGUUCUAUGUGAUUAAUGCUUUGUCUCAUUGGUAACAUUUUUGUGGUUAGACAACAUGAAAUUGUAAGCAUUUUUCAAAAAUACAAAUGCAUUAUUAUGAACUAUAGUCACCAUGCUGUACAAUAAAUCUCUGGAAAUUAUUUCUUUUAUCCAAGUAUAAUUAUAUAUUCUUUGACAGACAUCUUUCAAUGCCCCUAUUUCUUCUAAAUACCUUGGCACUUGGUGGUCACCAUUUUACUCUCUACGUCAAUGAGAUGAACAUUUUUAGAAGCCAUGUGUAAGUGAAAUCAUGAGACAUGAAUCUUUCUGUGCCUUGCUUAUUUCAACUAAUAUAAUGUCCUCCAGGUUAAUCCCUGUGAUUGAAAAUAACAGAAUUUUUGUUGUUUAAAGAUGAAUAGUAUUCCAUUGUGUAUAUCUACCACAUUGUCUUUAUUUACUCAUUAGAUGUUGAACUGUUGAUUUUAUAUAUUUUACAUGUGAAGAGUGCUGCAAACAACCUAGAAGUGCAAAUGUUUCUUCAUUCUGAUUUCAUUUGUUUUGGAUAUACAGUGGUGCAAUUGUUAUAUGGUAGUUUGAUUUUUAAGUUUUUUAAGAAAACUCUAUUAAGUUUUUCAUAAUGGCUGUCCUCACUUACAUUCAAACAAAUAGUGUGCAAGCAUUUUCUUUUCUUCAGAUUUCUACCAACACGUUUUCUUCUUAAUUAGAGUCAUUCUAACAGAAGCGAGUUGAUAUCUCAUAGUUUUUCUUUUUUUUUUUGCUUGUCUUUCCCUGAUAAUAAUUGACAUUGAGCAUUUUAAAAAUAUAUCUGUUGGCCAUAUGUAUGUCUUUUUCUGAAAAAUAUUUAAGCCUUUUUCUCAUUUUUAAUAGUUACUUGUUUUUUGUUGUAUAGUCAUUUGAGUUUGUUACAUAGUUUUGAUAUUAAUCCCUUGUCACAUUUAUGAUUUGCAAAUAUUUCCUUCCAUUUUUUGGUUGUCUCAUCCUGUUGAUUGUAUUAUGUUCUUUGCAGCAGUUUUUUAAUUUAAAUAAUCUGAUUGAUCUAUUUUUUUCAUUUUGCUCCUUGAGACUUGAGGUCAAAUUUUAAAAUUCACUGCCCAACCAAUGUUACAGGGCUUUCAGUCUUUAUUUUUUGUAGUAGUUUCAGAGUUUUAGACCUUACAUUUAAGUAUCAAAUUUGUUUUGUGUUUUUAUUUUAUUUAAAUAUCUAAUUUAUUUAUAUAUGGUGUGAGUUGAGGGUCUUAUUAUAUUCCUCUGCACAUGGAUAUAAAGUUUUCUCAACACCAUUUAUUGAAGAUACUGCCUUUUCCCUAAGAAAUUGCCACCUUUAUUUAAAAAGCAGAUGGCUGUAAAUACAUCAGUAUAUUUUAGUCUCCUUUUUCUUCUCUACUGGCCUGUGUGUCUGUUUUUAUGCAAGUACCGUACUUUUUUUUUUUUUUUUUUACUAAAACUUUUAAUAUAUUUCAAAGUCAGGUAGUGAUACCUUCACUUUUUCUAUGGCUUGGUUGUUUUGGCUGUUCAGGUUCUCUUGUGGUACCCUAUAAAUUUUAGAUGUAGUUUUUUAAAUUUGUUAAUUAUAUCACUGGUAUUUUGAUAGAGGUUGCAUUAUAUCUGUACAUCAUUUUGUAUAAUACAGAUGUUUAACAAUAUUAGUAAUGCCAAUUUAUGAAGGAGUAAUAUUUUCCAAUUGUGUAUUAAUUUCUGUCAUUUCAUUUAGAGAUAGUUGUCAAUAUAUAGAAAUUCUACUGACACUUGGAUGUUGCUUUUGUAUUCUGCAAGUUCAAUAAAUUUGUUUAUUAGUCCUACUAAUUUUUAGUAAUGUCUUAGGCUUUUGUUUACUUAAGAUUAUGUAUAGAAAUAAAAAAUUGCAAAGGAAUAAUUUAACAAUUUUUCUAAUCUCAGCGCUUUGAUUUUAUUUUCUAAUUUUUCUGUCUUGGAUAGUUCAUACUAUGUUUAAUAAGACUGAAGAAAGUGGGCAUUUUUGUCUUCUUGCUCUUAGAGUAAAAGUUUACAAGAUUUCCCUGUUUAGUAUGUUAUUAGCUGUGCUUUUUGUUUGUUUGUUUGUUAUAUGUGGCAUUUAUUGGCUUGAGGUUCGUUUGUCCUAUACCUACUUUUUUCAGAAAUUUAUCAUGAAGGAAUGUUGAAUUUUGUUUAACUCUUAUUCUGCAUUUAUUUAGAUGUUAGAGAUGUGAAAUCACAUCUAAUUCUACAUAGAUUUAAAAAUAUUCUCAGAGACUUCUAUGAACAUGCAUGCAAAGUAGAAGAUUUAGAGAAAGUAGAUAAACUCCCGGAUGCACAAGACUUCUCAAGAUUGAACCAGAAAAUCAGAAGUCUUUUUUUUGUUGUUGUUUUGUUGUUGUUUGUUUUUGUUUUGUUUUGUUUUGUUUUUGAGAUGGAGUCUCACUCGGUCACCCAGGCUGGAAUGCAGUGGCAUGAUCUUGGCUCACUGCAAGCUCUGCCUCAUGGGUUCAUGCCAUUCUCCCACCUCGGACUCCCAAUUAGCUGGGCUAUAGGCUCCCGCCACCAAGCCCGGCUAAUUUUUUGUAUUUUUAGUAGAGGCGGGGUUUCACCAUUUUAGCCAGGAUGGUCUCGAUCUCCUUACUUCGUGAUCUGCCCACCUUGUCCUCCCAAAGUGCUGGGAUUACAGGCCUGAGCCACCGCACCUGGCCUAAUAACAGCAAUCUUUAACAACAAAAAUGUAUAAGAUGUAUAAUGACAUUUAAUAAGUAAUAAUAGACCUACUAAUCAUAAAAAGCCCUGGAUCAUAUGAAAUCACAGACAAGUUUUACCACAUAUACAAAGAUAAGCUGGUCCUAAGCCUACUGAAUGUAUUCCAAAAAAUCAAGGUGGGUCUUCACCCUAACUAGUUAUAUGAAAUCAGUGAAAUAUAUGAAACUAAAAUCUAGUGAAGACACAACGAAAACAGAAACUACAGUUCAAUAUUCUGGGUGAAUAUUGGAACAAUAAUCCUCCAUGAAAUACUAGCAAACUGAAUUCAAAAGCAAAUCAGAAAGUUAUUUUGCUACAAUGAUGUGAACUUUAUUCCAUAAAUGCAAAGAUGUUUCAUCAUAUGCAAGUCAAUAAGUAUGAUUCACCAUGUAAAUAUAAAAUAAAAAAUAUUUAAUUAACACAAUGGGGCAGAAAAGGCAUUCAAGAAAAUCCAAUAUUGACUCAUAAAAAUAUUGUCAACACACUAGACAUUGAUGAAACAUACCCCAAAAUAAUAAGAGUCAUCUAUGACAAAUCCUUAGCCAACAUCAUACUAAAAAAGCAGAAACUGGAAGCAUUCUCCCUAAGAAUAAAAAUAAGACAAGAAUAUCCAUUCUAAACAGUCCUAUUGAAGUUACGAAGUCCUAGCCAGAGAAAUGAAAGGAAUCCAAACAGAAAACAAAGAAAGUCAAGUUAUCUUUACUGAUGAUAGAAUUGUCUACCUAGAAUACUUUAAAGAUUUCACCAGAAGACUCUGAAGCCUGAAAAAAGACUUCAAAAAAACCUCAGAAUACAAAAUCAACACAAAUGCAUAGCAUUUCUAUACACCAAUAAUAUUCAAACAGAACAAAAUAAAAAACACAGCUCUAUUUACAAUAGCCACAACAAAAAAAAAAACCAAGAAAUACAUUAAAUCAAGGGGCUAAAAUAUCUGUACAAAGAAGAAAACUGCUGAAAGAAAUGAGAGAAUGCAAAUAAAUGGAAAAAUAUUGCAUGCUGAUGGAUUCAAAGAAUAUAAUUAAACUGGUCAUUCUGACUAAAGCAACCUACAGAUUGCUAUUUUUAUCAGACUAUCCAUGAUGCUUUUUUAUAGAAUUAGAAAAAGAAAACUAUUCUAAAAUAUAUACAAAAGAAUUAAAGAGCUCAAAUAGCCAAGACAACUUCAAACUAAAAGAAUAAAUCUGGGCCGAGCAUGGUGGCUCAUGCCUGUCAUCUCAGCCCUUUGGGAGGCUUACACGGAUGGAUCACCUGAGGUCAGAAGUUUGAGACCACCCUGGCCAACAUGGUGAAACCUGCGUCUCUACUAAAUACAAAAAAUUAGCCAGAUGUGGUGGCACAUGCCUGUAAUUCUAGCUACUUGGGAGGCUGAGGCAAGAGAACCACUUGAACUGGGAGGUGGAGGUUGCAGUGAGCCAAGAUUGCAUCAGAGUAACCAGUAUAAUAUGAUUCUGGUACAAAAAUAUACAUAUAGACCAAUGAAAUGGAAGAGACAGUCCUGAAUUAAGCUAUACUUUACAACCAGGUUAUUUUUACAAAGCCAACAGAAUUAAAUCCCUAUUCAGUAAAUAAUACUGGGAAAACUCGUUAGUCAUAUGUGGAAGAAAACUGGAUUCCUACCUUUUUCUAUAUAAAAAAAUAACAUAAAUUAAAGACUUGAUCUGUGAGUCUUCAAGCUACAAAAUUCUUAGAACACUUAGAAAAUAUUGGCCUCUCUAAAGAAUUUAUGACUAACAUGAACAUGAGUGCAACAAAAAUAAAAAUAAAAAAUGACAUCUAAUUAAGGCAAAGAGCUUCUGCACAGUGAAAGAAACUAUCAACAAAGUAAACAGAUGACCUACAGUAUGAAAUAAAAUAUUUGCAAACUGCCGACAAUGAAGGAUUAAUAUGCAGAAUCUAUAAACCAUUUAAUAAAAAAGCAAACAAAUGAUAUGAAUAGCCAGCUUCUUCUCAAAGGAAGACAUAAGCACUGCCAAUAAACAUGUAAAAAUUUCUCAACAUUCCUAAUUAUCAGAAAGAUGUAAAUCAAAGUGACAGUGUGAUACCAUUUCACACAAGUAAGAAUGACUGUUAUUAAAAGUAAGAUAAAUAAGAUGUUAAAGUUGUGGAGAAAAGAAAAUCUUUCUACACUGUUGGUGGGAAUGCAAAUUAAUUCAGGGCCUGUGCAAAGCAGUUUGGAGACUUCUCAAAGAACUAGAAAUAGAAUUGCCAUUUGACUAAUCUAGCCCAUUAGUGGGUAUCUGCCCCAAAAAAGAAUAAAUAAUUUUGCCAAAGAGACACAAGCACUCACAUGUUCAUUGCAACACUAUUCACAAUAGCAAAAACAGAAUUAAACCAGUUACCCAUGAAUCUUUUAUUGGAUAAGAAAAAUGAUGUACUUAUACAACCUCCAAUACUGUGCAGCAAUGGAAGAGAAUGAAGUAAUGUCUUUUGCCGCAACAUGAAUGCAACAGAAGGCCAUUAUUCUAAGCAAACUGAUGCAUCAGAAAAACAAAUGCCACAUGUUCUCACUCAUACAUGGACGCUAAAAAUUGGGCGCACAUGGAAACAAAGAUGAAAACAAUAAGAGAAGGAACGGUGACAAGCAUUGAAAAUUGGCUUAGGUAUGAUGUAAACUACUCAGACAAUGGAAUUAUUAAGUGUUCAAACCUCAAUAUCAUGUAGUCUACCUGUUUUACGAAUCUGCACAUGUACCCCUUAAAUAUAAAAUAAAAAUAAUAAAAUGCUUUUUGGUAUAAUGACAUGUUCUAUUUUUCCAGCUCUGGGUUAAUGGUUGAAAUUAGGGGUGAAAGACAAAUUUUCACCCCUUAAGGCAUACUGGUGAAUGUUUCUAUACCAGGUCUCCUCACAUUUUAUAAGCUAACCUCUCUGAAAGUUCUUGGUCUAUAGCCCAAAAAGUGUUUUAUUUUCAAGUGUGCAGGUAAAACAAAUUACACCUUUAUCAUUUAUGUAUUAACUGUG
Messenger RNA from Gorilla gorilla gorilla (western lowland gorilla), 13798 nucleotides. Its product is annotated as zinc finger protein 676-like. The record is from RefSeq and is a predicted model, not a curated record. NCBI's taxonomy places the organism in Eukaryota, Metazoa, Chordata, Mammalia, Primates, Hominidae. Gene Ontology annotation, molecular function: DNA-binding transcription factor activity, RNA polymerase II-specific; RNA polymerase II cis-regulatory region sequence-specific DNA binding. Gene Ontology annotation, biological process: regulation of DNA-templated transcription.